AUGGCUGAAACAUCUAAGAAGAAUAGAAAGAAAAAGAACGUAUCUGUUGAGUACAAAUGUCCACUCAAUCUUCUUCCUCGUGACAUAUGGGUGAGGAUUCUUACGAAGAUUGCAUCAAAUUCGAUUCAGGAUCUUUUCACCAUGCAGGUGACUUACAAGGUGUUUCUGGAUGUAGCGAGGUCGGAUGCUGUAUACAAGCAUGUGACGAUGUGGUAUAUACCGUUAGUGUCCUUUUUAUUUUACUUUGACCGACCUGAAAGGAGGUUCGUUGAUCGCUGCGUGGAAGCAGGAAAUCCGGAUACUAUACUCUGCCAUGAGAUGACGGAGUAUUUCUGGAUUACCCAUCAUGUCCUUGGAAUGGAUCUGCUGACUAGGGCUGCAACGGAGGAUAACGUUGAAGUCGGUUACUUGUGUGCCAUGCUGCUAUAG
This is a messenger RNA of Arachis ipaensis, 429 nucleotides long. RefSeq lists its product as uncharacterized. The record is from RefSeq and is a predicted model, not a curated record. Gene Ontology annotation, molecular function: protein binding. Lineage: Eukaryota; Viridiplantae; Streptophyta; Magnoliopsida; Fabales; Fabaceae.